Lymnaea stagnalis (great pond snail) is the source of this 207-nucleotide messenger RNA. NCBI's taxonomy places the organism in Eukaryota, Metazoa, Mollusca, Gastropoda, Lymnaeidae. The record is from the annotation of a GenBank genome assembly.
GAACAGCUUACUCAAAGUCUACUUACUUUUUCAACGGCAAAGCACAUUGCUAUUAAAAAGUGUCAUGGUCAAAGCUAUGACAGCGCAAGUGGCAUGGGUGGAAAUUUUAGAGGAUUACAAGUACGAAUUAAAGAGAUGAAUCAGUCUGCGCAUUGCAUUUCGUGUUUUGCGAUUUCACUAACUAUAGUUGGAAAAUGUGCUGCUGAA